Molecule: messenger RNA, 624 nt
Organism: Caenorhabditis remanei
Lineage: Eukaryota; Metazoa; Nematoda; Chromadorea; Rhabditida; Rhabditidae
Exons: 5
Coding region: 1-624 (207 amino acids)
Biological process (GO): regulation of transcription by RNA polymerase II
Molecular function (GO): RNA polymerase II cis-regulatory region sequence-specific DNA binding; DNA-binding transcription factor activity
Source: RefSeq, a predicted model, not a curated record
AUGAUCUCGUCAUUUCAAAACUCUGGAAUGAUGGCAUUCGAGUCAGCUGAAAUCCAAUUACCUCGAAAAGAUUUUGGGAAGAAAUCUUCGAAUUUGGAGCAGAGUAUUCAGAAAAUUAAAGUUCGUAAAAGUCUCCUGAUGGCGGAAAUUUGUUCUUCGAACAAGGAAAAAGAUAACUCCAAAAACGAGGAAAACAACAAGCCAAAGUUUGUAAGCAAAGCGGCAGUGAAAUUUCCAACUGCCGAAGGACUACUUCCACCCGGUGGAUCUUACAUCUGUGAUGAAUGCAAAAGUGAUGAGAGAACACCGUUCCAGUUAUGUGAGCACAAAGCAAUUUAUCAUUGCCCAGUAGAUCAACGUGUCUGGAGAUGUGUAUACUGUAACACAACAUUCGGAAGACGUGGAGGUCUCAGAAGACACGUUCAAAUGGUUCACAUGCAAAUGAUGCAUAAAUGUCCAAUUGAAAACUGUCCACAUCCUGGAUACAAGUGUACAAAGGCCCUCAAUGCUCACAUCAGAACUCAUACUCGACCGUAUGCCUGUGACCGUUGCGAUGCUGCUUAUGCACGGAAAAACGACCUCCAAAACCAUCAACUCAUUCACAAUAAUCAACUUUCUCUAUAA